AUGUUCAAUGGCCCCCGCCCCUCGCAGCUCUGUUUACUCUCAUCGCUGCCGAGUAAGCAAGUCGGCAGUAAAGUGAGGUUCCUGGGAUGUGUUCGCUCAUACUCGCCAGCUUCCGGGGUCUUGACCUUGGAGCACCGCCUACCAGAGGAAACCUGCUCCGUUCUCGCCAUGGUUGAUGUCAAUCUCGUCCUCGAAAGUUUGGGGCCGGAUCAGACACGCAUUGGGGAGUGGGUGAAUGUCAUCGGAUACAUCACGGACAUUCCUCCCUUAGCCGACGGCAAGGAGCCAAACCAGCAACGCUCGACGGUUCAUGCUCAAGCAAUAGUUCUCUGGUCUGCCGGGCCUGUCGAUGUGCGACGGUACGAGACGUCCAUCAAGGCUUUUCAGCCUGAACGGGCCACCGGCAGCGGCAGCAGCACCUCUUGA
Messenger RNA from Chaetomium strumarium, 426 nucleotides. RefSeq names its product CST complex subunit Ten1. The transcript has 2 exons. Bases 1 to 426 code for a protein of 141 amino acids. Gene Ontology annotation, biological process: telomere capping. Gene Ontology annotation, cellular component: CST complex. NCBI's taxonomy places the organism in Eukaryota, Fungi, Ascomycota, Sordariomycetes, Sordariales, Chaetomiaceae. Gene Ontology annotation, molecular function: single-stranded telomeric DNA binding. The record is from RefSeq and is a predicted model, not a curated record.